Oncorhynchus keta (chum salmon) is the source of this 2884-nucleotide messenger RNA. RefSeq names its product TOG array regulator of axonemal microtubules protein 2-like. The coding region runs from base 401 to 1912 and encodes 503 amino acids. The transcript has 11 exons. Gene Ontology annotation, molecular function: microtubule binding. Gene Ontology annotation, cellular component: cytoplasmic microtubule; cilium. Gene Ontology annotation, biological process: microtubule cytoskeleton organization. The record is from RefSeq and is a predicted model, not a curated record. NCBI's taxonomy places the organism in Eukaryota, Metazoa, Chordata, Actinopteri, Salmoniformes, Salmonidae.
UGCAGAAUAAGGACCAGAACUUUACAGAGGUAAACUGUGUCUGUUCUUUUACUAUUACAGCAGUUCAUCGUGGCCCUGUCGUUCGCCUCCUUCACCAAAGCUCUGUCAAGGACCUACAUGAAGAGUGCCAUCACUCAGAGAGACACUUUGACCUGUCCAGCUCUCUCAUCGGACUCAUAGAAGGCAGCUUUGUGAUGGGUAACCUGCUGUUCCUGGCUGUGAUCAGCCAUUUUGGGGCGAAGCUGCACCGGCCCAGGCUCAUUGCUAUUGUCUGUUUCCUCAUGGCUGUAGGAUCCUUCCUCACAGGCCUGCCACACUUCUUCAUGGAACGGGCUAUCAGGAGAGCUACCCAAUCGCAGAGGGCCCUGGUGGCUUCAUCAGUGAUGCCAGACUUCUGCAGAUGCAGAGAGCUGAGAGAGAGGCCAUGGAAGCAAAGCAAAGAAAGAUAAGUGCUAUCCAUGAGAAUUAUGUCCGGACUGCUCUCAUCGGGGUUGGCAGCACCUUCGCGCACCACUUCGUCCCCUCUAUUCAGUGCAUUCCGCGGCCGAAAGCUCCACCGAGGCCUUUGCCGCGAAGGCUUGAACACAUAGCUCUGGCCCCACUGAAGAACGUGGUGGGGGUGGACGGAGCCCAAGGUCGACCCGGAUCUCACUCUCUGGAGUCCAACCAGGUAAAUAAAUCAUUCAGCAGCAGUAGCGUGUGGCCUGUUCCCGUCCCUCCCACUGGAGCUCCCUCCAAGAGGGGCAAGAAGAAGAAGGGCAGGCGGGGAGUCAAAGCCCUGAAAGUCCAGUCGGACCAGGGCUGUGCUGACAACAACGGACCCAUUGACCUGAUGGAGGAGGUGAGGGACAUCGAGGCUCACCUGAAGGAGGAGGCCUGGAAGGUGGUACAUGAGGUGAAGGCCAUGGGUAGGAGAAGUUUGAGCUCGGACAUGUCCAUGGGGGAAAUAGUCACCAGCUCUCUGGGAAGCCUGAGCUCAGUGGAUAUGAACACCCCUGCGGAGCUCCGUGACUACUUGGAUGUUGGGACCCCGGUAAAGGCGCGUGACAGCCCACCCAGGCCUGCUCCCCCUCCUACCAAGCCCAGGAGCAAACAGCCUCGGCCUAUAAGGUUCCUUAGCCUGCCAAAGGCUGCCACCGGCUCAGACAAGAUGGCAGCCAGUGAGCCAAAGGGCCAAAUUAGGAACCAGGCCAGAUUGCAGCCCCUGUCCAACCCAGAGCAGGCCCUGACUAAGACCUUCAAGCUGCUCCACUCUGCCUCUGAUGACUGGGAGAAGAAGAUUGAGGGCUUGACCUCUCUCCGUGUGAUGGCUCAGAACCACAUGGACAUACUGAUGCCUAAACUCCAUGAUAUCUGCCAUGCCAUUAUAAAUGAGGUGAAGAACCUGCGCUCUGCAGUGUCCUGUGCUGCCAUGGCCACACUGGGUGACAUGUACGUCCACCUCCAGAGGGCCAUGGACAGUGAGGUGGAGGGGACGGCACGCGUGCUGCUCCACAAAGCCAGCGAGGCCAACACCUUCAUCCGGCACGGCGCCAACUUUGCCCUGGGUCACAUGGUGCAGAGCUGCACCCCUACCCGUGUCAUGAAUGCCCUGCUGGUCGGUGGGCUGAGCCACCGUAACGCUGCUGUGAGGAGCUGCACUGCUCAGCACCUGGAGAGACUGGCUGAGGUCAUGGGGACGGCUCGUCUCCUGUCGGGGAAGAAAGGCCUCACUGACCGUUUCUUGAUUGCCGUCAGUAAAUUGGCUGUGGACCCUGCACAGGAAGUCAGGCAUCAUGGUCGCAAUAUCUUGAGAAACGUGGCCACCAAUGGCCACUUUGCUAAAAUGUGGGACAAAUUCGCUCUAAGGAAAGAGAGAGAAUCCUUGAGGGAGGUCAUCUCAAAGGUUAACCUCAAAGAAAGGAAUAUCUGAAUAUUUCCCAACUUGACUAUUAUCCCCCCCAGUCCACAAACUCCAAUAUUUUAGUUCAUUCUAAGACAUUUGACACUAUCAUCCAAACCCCCAUGUAAAUGUAUCUUUAAACUGCAUUGACUCCUUGUCCAAGUCCUGAAUCCAAUAUAAGGCCAUAUGAACCACAUUCAAAGCACUAAAUUACCUUUCCUCAAGCUCCUAUCUGAUCUGCCAGCCCAAUAGUGGUCGACUGAAACCAUACUCACCAUCUCAGGGGUGCUCAGAUCAUCAACCACUGACCUCCACACCAUCCUCAAAACCAGCAGUCCUCUUUUGAGGCAGAUUGGUCAGUGCUCCUGUAUGGCACCAACAUUGUGGAUUUUCAUCCAAUACUUCCGGACUAUGAGAACAUUCUUUGGACAAUAAAAUUAGGUAAAAUGGAAGCUGGCUACAGUCUCAGUUUUAUCCUCCAAGACAGUGUGAGGAUGUGUAACAACAAUACCUGUGGUUUAACUUGAUCAGGGCCAGUUUACCGAAUGGGCACGCAGGGCACCUGCCUGUGGGCCCCGACCUCCAGGAAAUAUCAUCAUAACAUCCAAAACUAAAAGUAUAGUGGAUGUAUAUUAUGGUACGUGGACGUUUUACAAUUCGUGAGCUCGUUUCAUAGUUUGUAGCCAUGUUUUAUAUACAUUUGCAUAUUUUGUAGAAAUUCCUGAGCAUUUAAACAUUUUUAGUGGGGAUGUUGUAUAUCAAUUUUCUUACUGGUGCUCUUCCAUGCCGUCCUUGGGAGGGGUGCGUCACUUGAGUAGGUUGAGUCACUGACGUGAUCUUCCUGUCUGGGUUGGCGCGCCCCCUUGGGUUGUGCCGUGGCGGAGAUCUUUGUGGGCUAUACUCAACCUUGUCUCAGGAUGAUAAGUUGGUGGUUGAAGAUAUCCCUUUAGUGGUGUGGGGGCUGUGCUUUGGCAAAGUGGGUCGGGUUAUAUCCUUAAAACG